This is a messenger RNA of Cryptomeria japonica (Japanese cedar), 3452 nucleotides long. RefSeq lists its product as uncharacterized. Gene Ontology annotation, cellular component: mitochondrial inner membrane. Bases 536 to 2941 code for a protein of 801 amino acids. The record is from RefSeq and is a predicted model, not a curated record. The transcript is spliced from 17 exons. Gene Ontology annotation, biological process: intracellular monoatomic cation homeostasis. Lineage: Eukaryota; Viridiplantae; Streptophyta; Pinopsida; Cupressales; Cupressaceae.
GAGGCCUACAAUUGUCCACCAUUUCGUUUUACCCUGGCCUUCAAAAUUUAUGUGUACUUGCGAUUUAUUUCGCCACGUUUCUCCUCUGUCACCAGCUACAAACUCAGCUUUGCCUUAUCCGCAGAGACAAAACUCUCUGACCUCAUUUAACGUCUGGAAUAGCUUUCCCUAAACUUCUAAAUUGAGCGUCAACUGUAUUAUUGUUUAGAAUGAAAAGCCAUUUUUUGUGGGCAAACAGACGUGGGUGUAAUAUUUCUGGUUAAUAGAAUUUUUUUAUAUGGCUCUGAAAACGCAGACCAGUUUUACUUCGCUCCUUCCCAAAGCAAGGUAAAGAAUUUGAUGAAUUCUAAAAUGAAUGACAUGUUGGUUAAUAUGAAUUUGGGCUAGUCUUCAUUUCCAAGUGGCCAUUUCCUGAGGAGAAGAACACCAAAAAAAAGCGAACUGCAAUUCAAACAGGUUGGUUAUUUUACAUCCAUUAAGCCGAAGAGUCUCUUGUUGCAAGGCAUGUUUUAAGAUAAAUUAUGUACUGAGCUGCAUGGGCAAUCUAAAGCAGAAGAACAGUGGAAGGUUUGGACCACCAGUAUGUAAUUUGAAACACAAGUUAUUUCUUUCUCUCAUUGCAUCAGCUGCCCCAGAGGAUGGGAUCACUGUUAAUGGGAGUUCCCAAGCAAAUUCUGAUGGAGAAUUGGAAGAAAUGAGGCUUAAAUUGAGUCUGUCUUUUAAAGGUGAAGAUGCGAGUAAUGACCUGGUACAAAGUCUGCAUGAGGCUGCACGGAUAUUUGAACUAUCUGUUGAGCAGCAAAGCUCUCUAACACAAGGUCCCUGGUUUGCAAAGGCCUGGCUUGGCAUCGAUAAGAAUGCCUGGAUCAAGACACUCGCAUAUCAGGCAUCUGUACAUGCCCUAUUACAAGCUGCUAUUGAAAUUGCAUCAAGAGGACACGGCAGGGACCGAGAUGUUAAUGUUUUUGUGCAACGAAGUCUAUUACGACAGUCUAACUCUCUGGAGAAUUUGAUUAGAGAUCAACUUUCAUCGAAGGACUCUGUAGCAUGUGAAUGGUUUUGGUCCCAACAGCAUUCGGCUGUAGUGACUAACUAUGUCAACUUGUUAGAAAAGGACCCACUCUUCACCUCUGUGACUUCUGUAGGCUGGGAGGGAAUGUCGUUAAAUCCAAGUAAAGCCAGUGAUGUUUCUCUGCUUAUGUUAGCACUUAACUGUAUAGCUUCAGUAAUAAAACUUGGACUGGCCAAAGUUUCUUGCCCUCAGUUUUCUUCAACCUUAUCAGAUAUGACUGGUAAACUAAUGAAUACACUGGCAAGUUUGAUUCCUAUAGAUCAAGUAUACCACUUCACAACUCAGGUGGGACUACGCAGGGAGUUUCUUGCAUACUUUGGUCCACGGGCUGCUACUUACAGGGGUCAAAAUGAUGUUGGAGGAGAAGAAGGAGCAUUUUGGGUUGAUUUGGUUCAGCAACAACUUCGGGGAGCAAUUGACAAAGAGCGGAUGUGGUCAAAGUUGACAACAUAUGAAAGUAUUGAGGUACUUGAAAGGGACCUUGCAAUAUUUGGAUUUUUUGCUGCUUUAGGCAGGAGAACUCAAUCCUAUUUAGAUGCCAGUAACAUUGACAAUAUAGAUGAGACCUUUGCAAGUUUUCUGAGAUACUUGGUUGGUGGAAGUGUUCUAUUUUAUCCACAACUUGCAUCUGUUAGCACAUAUCAAUUUUUUGUGGAGGUAGCAUGUGAAGAGAUGGAGUGGCUACCAUUCUAUCCAGAGAGUUCAGCAACAGUGGGGAAACAAACAAAUGAAAACAGGAGCGAACAACUUCAGAGUGUGUCAAAAUUGGAGUCUAUCACUCUUGCAUUAGAUGUUUGCUCCCAUUGGGUGCAGAACUUUAUAAAAUAUAGUGUAUGGCUAGAGAAACCUUCAAACAUAAAAGCAGCCAAGUUUUUGUCUCUAAGCCACAGCAAACUGGAGGAGUGCAGGAAUGCAUGCUACAAUUCAGCUACAGUUGCUAUGCCAAAAUACGAAAUUACAAAACUUAUUGGCGAUGGAAACGGAAGCAUUGGGAAUUCAGGGGAGGCCUUCAAGAUUGGUACCCAAAUUGAGGAUAUAAAUCUGUUUGAUAAGGAGUUGCAGAAUGUUGAUGAGGCUUUGAACAAAUUAGAAGGAUUACUUAAAGAAAUGCAUCUUUGUAGCUCCAAUUCUGAUAAGGAGCACCUAGAAGCUGCUUGCACAGAUCUAGAAAGAAUUCGGAAAUUGAAGAAAGAGGCAGAGUUUCUUGAGGCAUCUUUGAGAGCAAAGGCAGCAUCAGUGCAGCAGGAAGAUAAAGCUUCUGAUCAGACUAUUCCACAACUUUUUAAGGAGACAGAGACAUUUCCAAAUGAGAUUCAAAGAUUUAAGCAAUUGCGGAAUGAACUUGCAGAGCUUGAGAAGCGGGUUCAACAAAGUGCAAAUGGCUAUUUAGAUGAGAAGCAUCAGGAAAAUCAAGAUACUAUCUAUUCAGCAAGAGGUGCGCGUGGUAAAUUAGCUAAAGGAAAAAAGGAAAGCAAUUUGUUGGGCAAGUCCAUUGACAAGUUAAAGGAAACUGGCACGGAUGUUUGGCAAGGCACUCAACUUCUUGCUACAGAUGUGGCUGCUGCAUCGGUCCUACUACGAAGAACCUUGACAGGCGAUGAGCUUACUGAAAAGGAAAAGACAAUUCUUCAAAGAACACUAACAGAUCUUGCUUCAGUUAUACCAAUUGGGAUACUCAUGCUUCUUCCAGUUACAGCUGUUGGGCACGCAGCCAUGCUGGCAGCAAUUAAAAAAUACUUCCCUUCCAUGAUACCGUCAGCAUAUGCACGUGAGCGAUUGGAUUUGCUAAGGCAGUUAGAGAAAGUGCAAGAAAUGGAGGUUAGUGCGUCAUACCCAGAUGAAGGAAGUGCAGAGACGGUAAACUCAUAGAUAAAUGUUGUUUAUGAUAGCCCAUGAGCCUUCAUAAAUUUGAGUCAAAAUAGAGCAUCAUAAUCAAUUAAAUCACAUAGUAAUCUAAAUCACAAUCUCUAGGGCUAGUGCUCUAUCAGAAUGUAAGAUAAUGUUGUGAUUUGUGAUAAAUAUGUGAGUGCCAUUUUUUAUUGUAAAAUAAAUGUGAAUAAGGCCAAGGGGUCAUAUUUACAUUUUCAAGAACUAGACAUAUUCUAUAUCAAUUUCUUUCUCAAUUUGAAUAUCCUCGAAUGUAAUGGAUUUGGAAGAGCACAUCUCUAAUUAUGGCCAUAUAUUUUGGCUCAUGUACAAGUCCAUUCUAAGAUACUCAAGUAGGUCUGUUUCAAAAUUUUUGAGUUGAGCAAGAAUUCUUCACAAUCAACCCUAUAAUGCUUAGCUAGCAUUGUAUAUACUAAUUUCUUUAAUUGAAUGCUUUUACCAUACAAUGUGAAGGUUUAUAAGCCUUGUGGUUUUAUUAUGAGAACCUGUUUCA